CUUAACCACCGCCGUUUAUCCGGGCAACAAGGCAAUGCUAAAACAAACUCAGUGGUGAUCGAGUGGAAAAUGCAGAAAGAGAACGAGUUAAUAGCGUAAGGAGCAUUGCAAUUUGGCAUAGAGAUAGAGGACAAUGAAUGCGCUGGGGAGGGAGGUGAAGAAGUUCAUCAUCAAGCGGAAGGAUAGCGAUGCAGGCGAAGCAGGGCGAGCAUUGGAAGAGGUUCGCGCAUCGCUGUUUAAUGAUGUGCGCACCUCCGAAGGCGCCAAGCUGCAGCAGCAGAGAUUCUGCGGGCCUUUUGUUGCCCUCUCAUUCAACUUCUUGAUCGCUGUGGGCAUCAUCAUGGUUAACAAACUGGUAUUGGGCAGCAGGGUUGGGUUUGAUUUCCCCAUUUUUUUGACCUUCAUACAUUAUGCGUGUAGCUGGUUUUUGAUGACCGUCUUCAAUGCAUUCUCCUUGCUUCCGCCCUCUCCGCCAUCCAAAUUCUCGAGCACCAGAGCACCAUUUUCUUCUCUAUUUGCACUCGGCGCCGUUAUGUCUCUCUCCAACGGCCUCGCCAAUGUCAGCCUCAAACAUAACAGUGUGGGGUUCUAUCAGAUGGCCAAGAUUGCCGUGACUCCCACCAUCGUUCUAACGGAGUUCUUAAGUUUUGGAAAGAGAGUUUCUGCGAACAAGGGGUUGGCUCUCACUGUGGUAUCCAUUGGCGUAGCUGUGGCAACCGUCACAGAUCUGCAAUUCAACUUCUUCGGAGCUUGCAUAGCCAUGGCAUGGAUCAUUCCCAGUGCAAUAAACAAAAUUCUCUGGUCUAACCUGCAACAACAAGAAAAUUGGACAGCUCUCGCGUUGAUGUGGAAGACAACCCCAGUGACAUUGCUCUUCUUGCUAGCCCUGAUGCCGUCGUUGGACCCUCCGGGCGUCUUGUCAUUCAACUGGGACUUCAGUAACACAUCUGCUAUACUCAUAUCGGCCGCUCUUGGAUUUCUUCUUCAGUGGUCUGGUGCUUUGGCUCUAGGGGCAACUUCUGCGACGACCCAUGUAGUCCUAGGGCAAUUCAAAACAUGCAUCAUUCUACUUGGUGGGUCUCUUCUCUUCCAGUCGGACCCAGGAGUGAUGAGCAUUUGCGGGGCUGUUGGUGCUUUAUGUGGAAUGUCAGUAUACACCUACCUAAAUUUACAGAAAACCACGGAUGCCAUGACUGAAGCUGAAAGUGUCUGACGAGUGGCGACCAACAUUUUUGUAUUCUCUCAUCCAAUCUUUUGGUACAAUUCAUUAUGUUGUACAUCAUAUCCCUUGCGGUGUUGUUGUAUACAAGAGACCUUUCGAUAAACAUUAAUAUGACAUUAUAGCAAUCGUAUAUAUAAGCACUUGACGAGUGUGGUUACAA
Messenger RNA from Amborella trichopoda, 1382 nucleotides. RefSeq lists its product as uncharacterized. The record is from RefSeq and is a predicted model, not a curated record. NCBI's taxonomy places the organism in Eukaryota, Viridiplantae, Streptophyta, Magnoliopsida, Amborellales, Amborellaceae.